This is a messenger RNA of Neohortaea acidophila, 900 nucleotides long. RefSeq lists its product as uncharacterized. The transcript has a single exon. The coding region runs from base 1 to 900 and encodes 299 amino acids. The record is from RefSeq and is a predicted model, not a curated record. Gene Ontology annotation, molecular function: D-glutamate cyclase activity. Lineage: Eukaryota; Fungi; Ascomycota; Dothideomycetes; Mycosphaerellales; Teratosphaeriaceae. Gene Ontology annotation, biological process: glutamate metabolic process.
AUGGCCCAGGGACGCACAGCUACUCUGCCGACGACCGUCCGGGAGGUACGAAAGCUCUGCCGCGCCAAUCUCUGGGAUGCACCGACAUCUGGAGUCGCGCCUGGUUAUCUUCAAGCCAACCUCAUCGUCCUACCCGCGGAGUUCGCCCCCGACUUUGAGAUUCUGUGCGCUCGCAACACCGUGCCAUGCCCAUUACUCGCCAUCUCCAAAGCACCCGGCGAUUUUACAAACUUCCAGUCUCGUAUGCCUGGCAUUGCGGACAGUCAAAUCGCUUUUGGCCUGGAUAUCCGUCACGAUCUUCCACGAUACAACGUGUACAAAGACGGCGUGCUGGUCGCAGACCAUAUCGACAGUCUCGAAAAGCACUGGGACCCUAAGGAUCACGUAGCGUUCCUCAUCGGCUGCUCCUUCAGCUUUGAAGAUGCUUUGACUAAAGCUGGCCUUCCCCCGGCGCACAUCGCCAGAGACUGCACUGUUCCCAUGUAUCGGACGAAAAUUCCUCUCUGUCCUGCGGGUGCCUUCACGGGGUCCAAGUAUGUCGUCUCCAUGCGUUACUACCAUGAAAGUGAAGUUUCACUGGUGCGCGACGUCACUAGAAGAUUUAUUGCCACUCACGGCGAGCCGAUUGCCUGGGGCUGGGACAGUUUGGAGACGCUGGGCAUUACCAACAUAGAUAGACCGGACUGGGGCGACCCGCCUGUUAUCGCCGACGACUCCGUGGUUGUCCGCAGUGUAGAGGAGCACAAGACGGAUGGGAUCGUGCCUGUUUUCUGGGGCUGCGGUGUGACGCCGCAGGAAGCGGUGAUGAAGGCGAGAAUUCCCGGCAUCGUGAUGGGCCAUGCUCCGGGACACAUGCUGGUGAUGGAUGUGAAGGAGGCGGAUGUAUUUCGUCCAUCAUGA